AUGGAGAAUUCAGCAGAUUGGGAGCUUGGGAAUCUGAUAAAUGAGCUAAUGCUAGGGAGGGAGUUGGCUAAGCAGCUUCAGGUUCGUAUCAAUGCCCCAUCUUCUUCACCCGAGAGUCGUGAAUUGUUGGUUCACAAGAUAAUCAACUCCUACGAGAAGGUGUUGAACAUGCUCAAAAGUAAUGCCGCUGUCAGAGUGGGAGAGAGGGAACAAAGUACAGGGACAACCAUCGCAAUGUCUGAAUCCCGCUCCCGCCAAAAUACAGGGUUGGCAAUUGGAAUGCCUGAUUCCCCAAGAUCCUUGAGCGCAAGUCCGCACAGUGAUGAUUCUGAUAGAGAAUUCAGGGAUCAGGACUCCAGAGACGUCACCAGGAAGAGGAAGGCUAUGCCACGGUGGACAAAACACGUUCAAGUUUGUCCUGGGAUGGGACUUGAAGGGCCUCUAGAUGAUGGCUUCAGUUGGAGAAAGUAUGGGCAGAAAGAUAUUCUUGGAGCCAAACACCCAAGAGGUUACUACAGGUGCACUCACCGACACGUCCAAGGCUGUCUGGCUACAAAACAAGUUCAAAGAUCUGAUGAGGACCCAACAAUAUUCGAAGUUACAUACCGUGGAAGGCAUACAUGUAACCAGGGUUCUGAGCCAAAACCACCUUCAGCAGCAGCUGAAAAGCCUGAAACUAGCUCGCAAGGGAAACAUCGACAGGUGACCUCUCAACCGCAACAAAAUCAACAGGGAAUACUCUUGAGUUUCCAACGAGACCUAAAAGUUAACACCAAGGACCUAGACUCCCACAACCAACAUUUCCCUACAUUUGACUUCGCUUCAACAUCAACUACAAAGCCAGAAACUCAUCCUUUCUUGCCAUCUCUGACUGAUAACAACUUUGCAGGAGAUUUGUCUCCUCCAUUCAUGACUCCCCUAACAUCAGGGUCAGACUACUUCCCGGUUUCACCAACUCACAUAAGCAGUUAUGCAGAAAACCAAAACUCGUAUGCUUCGGAGUCAGAAUUUACAGGCUUGAUCUCAGCAGCAACUUCCACUACAAAUUCUCCCACUGUUGGCUCAGACUUCCCAUUCAGUCAGAUUGGCUUUGACACGAACUUUACAUUUGAUAAUUCAAGGUUCUUUUCCUAGUCGUCACAGUAAAUUUGAGAAGAAAACAAGAGUAGAAUCGUAUGAAAUUGUAAUUCCAGGUAGUGGACAAAGAAGGCUUUUAUAACAUCAUCAUGUGAAGACGUAGUCUGGUGGAAACCAGCUGAGUAACUGGCAUAGAAAGAAUAUUGUAAACUUAGAGUAUCUAGACAGAGGUUAGUGAAGAAACGGUAACAAUUUUGUUGGAUUCAUGACCCGAAGUCCUUUUGAUUUUCGUCUCAUGCAGUUGUCUGCACUCUGAUCAAACUCUGAAAUCAAUUAGAAUUCAGGUAA
Messenger RNA from Coffea arabica (coffee), 1425 nucleotides. Its product is annotated as probable WRKY transcription factor 53. Gene Ontology annotation, cellular component: nucleus. Gene Ontology annotation, biological process: regulation of DNA-templated transcription. Lineage: Eukaryota; Viridiplantae; Streptophyta; Magnoliopsida; Gentianales; Rubiaceae. The record is from RefSeq and is a predicted model, not a curated record. Gene Ontology annotation, molecular function: DNA-binding transcription factor activity; transcription cis-regulatory region binding.